CGUACAAAGUUGUGUCUGAAAAUUUGGUCAAAAUGGUCUACUCGAGAUUAACGGAGUUUCAGAGUUAUUUCAAAACUCAUGACAAAAUUAAGGAAUACCAGGGCCACUCGGCGAAGGUCCAUUCUGUCGGUUGGAGUUGCGACGGUUCAAGACUGGCCUCCGGCUCAUUCGACAAAGCUGUUGUCGUAUUCACUCUGGAUAGGGAAAAAUUGACCAAGGAGCAUACUUUCAGAGGGCACGGAGGUUCUGUCGACCAGCUGUGUUGGCACUCGCAGAACGCGGAUUUGCUCGCGACUGCUUCGGGUGAUAAGAGUGUUCGAGUUUGGGACGUGAGAACGCAAAAAUGUGUCUCGACAAUUAACACCAAAGGAGAAAAUAUUAAUAUCACCUGGUCUAACAAUGGAUCAACAAUUGCUGUUGGAAACAAAGAAGAUUUGAUAUCCUUUAUAGACACUCGAAUGUUUAAGAUUAGGGUUGAAAGACAGUUUAGUUUUGAAGUGAAUGAAAUAUCAUGGAAUUUAAAUACCACUUUGUUCUUUCUAACAAGUGGCCAAGGAUCCAUUCAUGUCCUUAGUUUUCCAGAGUUAAAAUCUUUACACGUGACAAAAGCUCACGCUGGAACUUGCAUCUCGAUUGAAAUGGAUCCAAAAGGUCGAUAUUUUGCCACUGGCUCUGCUGAUGCAUUGGUCUCACUUUGGGAUGUGAAAGACAUCGCUUGUGUUCGAGUAUUUACAAGGUUAGAUUGGCCUGUAAGGACAUUGAGCUUUUCCCAUGACGGAGCUCUUCUCGCAUCAGCCAGUGAGGAUUUAUUUAUUGAUGUUUCGGAAGUUGAAACAGGCCUUCACGUCACAGACAUCCCAGUCGAAGCGCCCACAUUCACUGUUGCCUGGCAUCCAAAGCAAUAUUUGCUGGCUUACGCAUGUGACGAUAAAGAAUCGUACGAUAGAAACCGAGAUACUGGAAGUUUGAAACUAUUCGGUUUCCCAUCAGAAACAAAUGCAACAUAAUGGAGUUUUAUUGUUUUCAAUUUAAUUCUAAACGAAUUAUUGAUAAUUUGUAUAUAUUUUGUACUUUUCAAUACUGAAUAUUAAU
Molecule: messenger RNA, 1092 nt
Organism: Cimex lectularius (bed bug)
Lineage: Eukaryota; Metazoa; Arthropoda; Insecta; Hemiptera; Cimicidae
Gene: tex
Product: THO complex subunit 3
Exons: 5
Coding region: 33-1007 (324 amino acids)
Biological process (GO): mRNA export from nucleus
Cellular component (GO): THO complex part of transcription export complex
Molecular function (GO): protein binding
Source: RefSeq, a predicted model, not a curated record